GUGCAUCUGGACAGCAGAACGGACAGGAACGAGCGCGGUCCCGUGAAGCGCGAGUGCGCGCACGCACAGCGUUGAACUUACGUGCCCAGCCGCUUCGCGAACGCGCCGUUAGCGUCUGCUAGCACAUACCUGUUUACUGCAGUAAAACCACUCCUGAUGGACUGACAACGUGUCCCCGUCUCCAGAGGCUACGCAGCUCUUUUGGUGAAGGGCUAUGGCACAUCAGGAUGCACAGUCCCCUCGAGCCGUCCCGCUCACGGAUCACGACUCCGGAGUGGAAGAUGGAGUCGAUGGCUCCUGCAGCCCUACCACAACCUCCACGAUCUUUGUUGCCUUCAAAGGGAACAUGAAUGAUGAGGACUUUCAGGAGAAGCUGGAUACCAUCUUACACGGGAUGCCUGAUAUGCUGUUACUAGGUACUCCGCGGCUCGAACCCGAGCGUGUGGAGCCGUGGAACAGCGUUCGUGUCACUUUCAACAUCCCUAGAGAGGCAGCCGAGCGACUGCGUCUCCUGGCUCAAAACAACCAGCAGCAGCUGCGGGAUCUGGGCAUCCUCUCUGUGCAGAUUGAAGGUGAAGGAGCCAUUAACGUUGCGGUUGGACAGGGCCGAAGUCAAGAAGUAAGGGUAAAUGGACCUCUUGGUGCACCUGCUCAGAUGAGGAUGGAUGUUGGAUUCCCCAUGCAGCAGGGCCAGGCUGGAAUGCGUAUGAAUAAUCCUUCGGUGUCCAUGAUGCCUCCUGGGGCUAAUAUGGCAGCACAGGGAAUGGUACCGAAUAGUGGUGGACCAAUGCAGCCAAGAGCACCAAGGCCACCUUCACAGACAGACACAGUGGAUCCCAUGCUUUCAGGGUUGGCCUUACAGCAACAGCAGCAACAACAACUCCAACAUCCUCAAGUGGGACAUGGUCCUCUCGGCAACUUAGGCCCACAGGGACAUCACAUGCAAGCCAUGCAAGCAAAUCGACAGCUAAAUCCAGCAGCCCUACAGCAACUUCAACAACAACUUCAGCAACAACAACAACUUCAGCAACACCAGCACCAACAACAGCAGGUUCAGAUGGCCCAACUAGGUGGUGCACGUGGUCCUUUCAACCCUUCCAACCAGAUGCCUAUACCUCCUGGCUGGAACCAGUUGCCCUCUGGGGUUCUCCAGCCACCACCUGUCCAGGGUCCAAUGGGACCAGGUUGGAGGAAAGCCCCGCCACAGCCACAAAUGGGACCGCGUCAACCCUCUUUGACAUCUGUUCAGACGCCCAAUCAUCCACCACCACCAUAUCCAUUUGGAAGCCAGCAGGCUGGACAGGUUUUCAAUACAAUGGCACAGCAUCAGUUGCAGCAGCAGCAGACAGGGGCAAACCAGUUUGCAACCCCUCAGCCCAAAGGCCCUCAGGGAGCACCAGGUGUAGUUGUCUCAAGAGCACCUCCUCCUUUGCCUCCCUCCUCUGCCCCACAAGGAAGUCUUGCAGUUAAGUCCCCUGGUUCGUCGUCAUCUCCUUUCCAACAGGGCUCCCCUGGAACACCUCCAAUGAUGGGACAGGGACAGGGGCAACUUGGUCCACGUCCCACAACCCCCCAGGGUUUCCCACAAGGUGUUGGAUCUCCAGGAAGAGCUGUGAUGGGCCAGCAAGGAAACAUUCAGCCCGGCUUUAUGGGCAUUCCACAACAUGGACAGGUUCCUCAAGGUGGAAUGGGAGGUAUGCCUAAACGAAUGCCAAUGGGUUUCCCAAAUGCUCCUGUUAAUCAGAAUUUUGGACAAGGACAGGUUACUACCACUGGAGCAGGUAGUACACCCCAACUACAAAAUAGUCAGAGUAUGGUGAACUCUGGUGUCCAGUCAUCAGCCUCAGCGCCAAACCACAUGCAGUCAAAUCCCCUUCAAGGUGCUGGAAUGACCCACCACAGUGGCAUGCCAGCCCAACCCCCAGGCACCACCUCAGGUGGCAGUAUGGGGCAACCUCAGCAAGGUCUUCAGACUCAAAUGAUGGUUGUACCACAAUCACAGCAUCAAACACAGGUUGUAGCUUCCACCCAAAGUCAAAUGGCACAAAACCAAACAGGGGGCCAGACUGUUUUAUCCAGGCCAGUGAAUACCGGGCAGCGAGGAAUGACCCCUCCCAAGCAAAUGAUGCCACCACAAGGUCAAGGGAUCAUGCAAAGCCAAAACCAGCUUGGCAAAAAAAACAAAAAAGGCAUUAAACAACAACAACAACAAUAAAAACAACAACAAAAACAACAACAACAACAACAACAACAACAACAACAGCAGCAGCAGCAACAACAGCAGCAGCAGCAGCAAAAUGCUAUGAUGGAACACAUUGUAGCUAGUCAGAUACAGGGUAAUAAGCAGGCCUUUGGCCCAAAAGGUCAACCUGGAGUAAUGCAAGGCCAGAUGAUGAGAGGUCCUUCACCUAGUAUCCAAGGUAACAUGCCACAGUUUCAAUCUCAGAUGGGUCAGCAACAAAUGACUCAACAACAGCAUCAGCAACAGCAACAACAAAUGGCUCAUUUGCAACAACAACAACAGUUACAACAACAGCAACUACAACAACAGCAGUUACAACAGCAGCAACUACAACUGCAACACCAGCAGCCACAACAGUCACAAAUGCAACAACAACAGCUGCAGCAACCCCAUCAGCAAAUGUUACAACAACAGUCUCAACAAAUUCCAAUGAAUGGCAACCCCAACCAAGCAUUAGGGAUGCAUGGGCCUCAAAUGCGACUUCCGGGAAAUCAUCAUUUAGUACAACAACAGCUACAGCAAAAACAACAACAACAACAACAACAGGUGAUGCUGCAGCAGCAACAGGCUGGUCAGCAACAUCAACAUCAGUUAGGAGAUAGUAAUGGAAAUGCUGAUAUCAGCCAGCAGAUGGUUCCAGACCUGCAGAAUCAGCAUCAACAGCAGGGUAUGUUGGGGAGUUCUCAACAUUUGCAGGUUGGCAAUGGUCAUUUUCCUGGUCAUGGCAUGUCCUUCAAUCCUCAGUUUGCUGGUCAGAUGCCAAUGGGAGGCCCAUGUGGCCAAGCAGGUGGAUUUCCAGUGAACAAGGAUGUGACACUAACCAGUCCCUUAUUAGUAAAUCUUCUCCAAAGUGAUAUUUCUGCCAGUCAGUUUGGUCCUGGUGGGAAGCAAGGAACAGGUGCGGGUGCCGCUAACCAGGUCAAGCCUAAAAAGAAGAAACCUCCUCGUAAGAAGAAACCAAAAGUAGAGGAAGGACAACAGUCUACUGACGGUCUGUGUGGUCUGGAUUCACUGCCUCAUGGAAUGGAGGAAGUAGAGAUGCAAGGGUUGGGAGGUGAUCAAGGGGGUGGCAUUGACUCGAACUCUAAACUUUCUGAAUUCACUAAUCGACCAGGUCUGCCUGGUCAGUCUGGAGAUCAAAGGGUAUUACAGCAGAUGCCUAUGCAGUUUAUGCCCUCACAACAGCAGCAACAGAUGCAACAAAUGCAGCAACAACAGCAGUUACAACAACAACAACAACAACAGCAGCAGCAACAGAUGCAGCAACAGCAUCAACAGAUCCAGCAGCAGCAAAUGCAACAGCAACAAAUGCAGAUGCAGAGUAUGCAGGGUCCUCAAGGUCAAGCAGGAACAUCACAAGGACCCCAUCAUGUCCAGACCCAGAUUCAUUCACAACAGUCAAUGCAGAUGCAACAACAACAACAACAACAACAACCACCACCACAACACCUCCAACAACAACAACUGCAGUCACAGCCACAACAGCAACAACAACAACAGGCACAGCAGCAGCAGCAACAACAACAACAACAUCAGCAGCAACAGCAGCAACAACAACAACAACAACAAAUGAUGAUGAUGCUUAAAAUGCAACAAGAAGCUAAGAAUCGAAUGCCACUACAGCAAGGUGGACACAUGCCAAAGGGUUUAGUCAAUCCUAAUGAUCCAUCUCAGAGAAUGCCUGUAUCACAGCCAGGCAACAUGCCUGUAAUGAUCGAUCUUCAAGGCCAUGGAGGUGUUCCACCUUCUCCUGAUAAAGCCAGAGGAAUGCCACUCAUGGUAAAUCCACCUCUCACUGGACCAGCAAGAAGGACACCCCAUUCAGAGGUUGGACAACCAACACCACCAGAGGAAACCCCUGGAAACCAUAGCAUGCAGGAUCGGGGACCCCUUGAAACUGGUCAACAGUCAGGAAAUGGAAAUCAACCAAUGAUUCCCAAUCAAGGGCCAAAUACUCAUUUAAUGAAAUCUGUGCCUUUAUCAGUGCCCCACCAGCCAGGAGCAAGUCCCCAGCAGCAGUCCCAGCAAGUGACAGCAAUGGCUGGCUCACAUAAUAUUCAUUUUUCAAGCUCUACUGUAACUUCCCAGAGUUCCCGCCCUAAAACCCCUAACCGAGCCAGUCCCCGACCAUAUCACCACCCUUUAACUCCAACCAACCGUCCACCUAGUACUGAACCCUCUGAAAUAAAUCUAUCCCCUGAGAGACUGAAUGCCUCUAUCGCUGGCCUUUUUCCUCCAAAAAUUAACAUUCCUCUGCCACCGCGGCAGCCAAACCUUAAUCGAGGCUUUGAUCAGCAAGGUCUUAACCCAACUACACUUAAAGCAAUUGGCCAGGCUCCACCCAACCUAGCAAAUCUUCCUGUCAACAAUAAUACCAGUGGCAACAAUAAUGGCCCACAGUCUUAUCCAUCAGGUGGUGGCAUGGUAAGCUCCGGAGGAAAACACGACAAACAGACCGGUAUUGGGCAAGCUAAAAGAGCUAGUCCCAGUAAUAGUCGAAGAUCCAGCCCUGCCUCAAAUAGAAAAGCUGCCACCCCAAGCCCAGGAAGACAGAAAGGUGCCAAAGCAUCAUUGACAUCACCUCCACAUCCGCAGCAAAUGAUGGUUAGUCCACAGAACGUGAUGGUUAGUCCCAACUCAGUGCUCCCAGCUACCUCUGCAUCUUUGUCAUCAGCAGGACCUGGAGAAUCACAACAGAGUUUAAAUUCACUGCAAACUAUACCUGUUAGUGCUGAUACAGUUAGAGAUGGCCAGGUAGUGACUACACAAGCAGAGCAGCAUCAGGCAGGUCAGUUAAGAGAGCAGUCUGCUCUUAAAAUGGCAAGCCCUCGGGUUUCGUCUCAGGAACCCAGACGGCAAGAGCCUAACAAUUUGGUUGAACAGCGAGCUGAAGAUAAGCAACAAUCUCGGGCAACACCACAACAUGACCUUGGCUCUACUGUAUCACCAGCCUUUAGAGAUGCUCCAACAUCUCUGAAUCAGCUAUUGGACAAUACAGGCACCCCAUCUUUGUCAGUGAAAUCUCAAAAUAUUCCUCAAGUGGGUGUAGAACUUGUGCAAAAAGAUAGUCCUAAUGCUCCAUCAGCUCAGGAGAACCAACCUAAUCCUGUUGUCUCACAGAGCACAAAUAUUGGCACCUCUUUGUCUACAAGGGAAACUGAUCAGAAACCUAAAUCUGCUUCAGUAUCAAGUCCAAAUAUUAUAGCCAGUAGUAGUGCAAACCUGCAGACUAUCAGUGCUGUAUCAAGUGUUAGUUCAAACCAAACUGUGCUCUUAAGCCUCACUUCUGUUCCCAAUACGUCAGUAAGUUCAAAUCACAAUCUUAUACCCAUCUCAAAUGCAUCUCAAACAGUCUUGCAAAGGCCCAUCUCAUCAGCACAAACUCAACAAAAUCAGAUCACAGUCUUUGUAACCUCUAAUCCCAUUAGCUCUGCUACCAACACAGCUUCUGUCGUUCCUCCUGCUGUUGUAUCCAAGGUACUAGCAGUUCCCAAUAAAAAUAUAAGACCCCCUGAUGUCCGUCAACAAAAUCCUACCCAAAUGCGUCCACAGUUCAUCACAGGACCAUUGUAUUCAAUAUUUCAAGCUACGUCGGUACCAUCAAGUACUAACGUCAUGUCUCAGCCUGUCACUAUGGUUGGUCCCAUAGUCUCUGCAAAUAUCCAACUUACUCCUACCCCGGUGUCAACUACAUCAACACCCUCUGCACCACCAUCAACAUCUGUGCUGACAAACUCGCCUGCUGUCAGCAUAGCUGCUACUCAGCAGAGCCGCACUGUUAUUGGGCAGCUUCAAGUUCAAGUACCUGCAAGUCAGGCUUCCCCUGUAAACGUAGUACUGCCACCUCAACAGCCAAGCCCUGGGGGUCCCAAACAGGAGAGUGUCUCUAAUGCUAGUGGCCCGAAAUCUAGUCCUGUUGGGCAGACGGUCUUACAUUCUGGCAUGUCAUCACCCUUUCAGCAGCUAUUGGCUUCUCCACCUGCUUGCUCUAGCCCAGGGGCUACGGCUGUUUCUCGCAGAAGUCCUCUGUCUCCAACAACGACGUUAGCCAAAAGCAGUCCAGUCCAGACUGUUGCAAGCAAAAGUACCACGCCCAGCAUAUCUUCGAGCAAUGGCGAUGACCAAAAAGAGCGAAACCCUGUCACUCAGAUAGGAAAGACUUUGGAUGUUGCCACAACUCAAGCUUCUUGUGCAGUUACAUCUGAAACGGUAUCUACUCUCCAGCCUACUGCUCCAUUGACUGUUCCAGCUGCUCAAAUAGCGUCUCAGCAAUCGGCACUUCCUCCAAAAGUGUCUUCUCCUGAACCUGCACCCACUCAUUCUCCAGUCCCUACUUCUACACCAUCGUGUAAUAUGCCGCCCCCAGCCUCUACCCCUGGAACGGUUCACCUCUCUAGUCCUGUUGCUACUUCUUCACCACCCACUAGUCUGCCUGCAGCUUCAGUUUCUGCACCCACUGCUGCUCCAGGACCUCCCACUACAGCUUCCGGCUCCUCCACAGCAACACUUGCACAACCCUCUGGGGAACAGCAGCCGCCUUCAUUGGCAGACACUAGUGUACCUGACUCAGCUGAAACAAAAGAAGCAAUUAUUGAUGCUCCUAGCAUCUCAGUUCAUCCUGAAGCUCCACAAGAAGACCAAGCGUUAUGUGACCAAGCUGGACAAGGGGUUAGCACCGCAGCAGAACAAGGAUGGGCAAAGAAAAGAAAGACGCCCGUCAUCUUAGCCCCAAGGGAUACAAGGGCCACCACUGAGAAAGCAAAAGGUCCUAGUCGACGGAGCUCAAGAACAGACAAGGAGCCUGAGGAGGAAGCGUCCGACAAUGGACAGAGAAAAAGAGCUGCUAGGCCAGGGUCAGCAUCCUCGAACACAGGAAAAGGUGCAGAAUCAAACACUGGAGCCAGUCCCACGCAGGCAAAACGAAGGAAGUCAAAGUAAUCAUGACACAUAAACCUGUGAAUUGUACUUUAUUUUUUGUUGUUUUCUGAACUUGUUUUAUCUGCUGUUUUUCCUUUUGUUCUAAGCAAGAUAACCAUGUACAGAAAGUUUUUUUCUUCUUCUUUUAAAUCAUGAUACUGUAUUUUGUCCUUGGCUACUAGAUGAGGUCACGUUUAGAAUUGUGUAUGAUGUGUUUGUAUGUCGUUGUUUUGGUGUGACUUUUUUAUUAUUAAUAAUAUUGAUAAAUUCUGGAUUAAUCAUGUGAUGUCUGUAGAAUCACAAUAUAAUGAUGUGACAGAAUCAGAAUUUGUACUUUUCACCCCCGUGUUGUAUAUCAUGAAUUAACUGCAUUUCAAUACUGUUAGAACCUGUCUUCACCCAUUUAGCCCCGGAUCACAUGCAUUAAAAUAUUUUUACAAUUGUA
Messenger RNA from Cyprinus carpio (common carp), 7604 nucleotides. RefSeq names its product nuclear receptor coactivator 6-like. Gene Ontology annotation, biological process: positive regulation of transcription by RNA polymerase II. The record is from RefSeq and is a predicted model, not a curated record. Gene Ontology annotation, cellular component: histone methyltransferase complex; nucleus; transcription regulator complex. Lineage: Eukaryota; Metazoa; Chordata; Actinopteri; Cypriniformes; Cyprinidae.